UCACAGCAAUUUAGCAGCCAUCACUUCUCAUCCAGCUGAACACGACGGGGAUGUGCAACUAUACCCAGCGCGAACUCCACUGCGGUCACACCCGGUAUAUUGUGUCGGAGUGGUGCCCAGUCUACGCAAACACCCAACGACGAUGCCCGCUUUUCAUUACACAUUUCGAAUACCGCAACGAAGAAGUCUGUGGUGAAUGCAAACCAUCCACUCCGGUUGUAUGGGAACCUAUGAUCAACCGCAAUCCCAACUCAUAUCAAUCAACAUUUUGCGCUACAAUCGGCGACGAUGGGAAGGCUCCGUAGACAAGGAGCCAAUCUCGCUCUGGAACGCUUUGCGUACACUCGGGUGCAAGUGGCUCAUCUUCAAAGCCAGCAGGACGCAUCAUUUUGAUUCAUAAUCUUUGUAAAUAUCAUGUUCUUGAUGGUGGGUGCUUCAAAAACUGCAUCUUUGAAGGAAGUUUGUACAUCACCUCUGUCGUUGAUCUUGCGCCCAAAGCUUCAGGUUAGAGCUGCGAUCGACGGUCGGGAGUUUCUACUAGAUUGUAAAUCGUACAUCAGUACCAUCAGAUGGCUGCGGAGCAACAGUUCAGUGUGACUGUCCCCACGCUAGGGCGUUCAACAUUGGUUUCUCGUCACAACUCGCGCGAGGCCGAGGCGAGUCCAUCCAUGGUUGAACUCAAUUCACAGGACACUACAGUACUGUUUGCGGACUGCUAGGAUGUUGUGGCGAUCAAGUUGUGAAUCCUUAUGAGGCCCUUUACCCGCUUC
Messenger RNA from Colletotrichum godetiae, 770 nucleotides. RefSeq lists its product as uncharacterized. The coding region runs from base 51 to 305 and encodes 84 amino acids. The transcript has 2 exons. The record is from RefSeq and is a predicted model, not a curated record. NCBI's taxonomy places the organism in Eukaryota, Fungi, Ascomycota, Sordariomycetes, Glomerellales, Glomerellaceae.